Dermatophagoides farinae (American house dust mite) is the source of this 417-nucleotide messenger RNA. Lineage: Eukaryota; Metazoa; Arthropoda; Arachnida; Sarcoptiformes; Pyroglyphidae. The record is from RefSeq and is a predicted model, not a curated record.
AUGAUACAAAUUUAUAGUGAAAAAAAUCAAAUCAAAGAUGUAUUCGAUAAUAUUGAUCUUGAUCAUGAUGGCUAUAUUACAUCGAUCGAUCUUCGUGUUUCAAUGCGAAAGUUAGGAAUUAGUUUAAAUGAUGAUGAAAUUGAAACAAUGAUGAUGCAAGCUGCUGCUGCUGCUGCUGCUGUUGCUGUUACGCCUACUACUCAUGAUGAUCAUAGAGAUGGUGGUGGUACAGACGUUAGUGGACGACAAUCAAAGCAUAUUAUUCAUCCUGAUGAUAAUAAUAAUAACACAGCAGCAACAACAACAACAACAACAACAUCAGUUGAUUCGUUCGAUUGGCAAACCAAUAAAAUUGAUUUGAAUCAAUUUAAAGCACUGUGUUGUUGUAAUAAUUUCGAAGAUGAUGAUCACAUAUAA